Molecule: messenger RNA, 1081 nt
Organism: Ictalurus furcatus (blue catfish)
Lineage: Eukaryota; Metazoa; Chordata; Actinopteri; Siluriformes; Ictaluridae
Product: protein c-Fos
Exons: 5
Coding region: 74-1081 (335 amino acids)
Biological process (GO): regulation of transcription by RNA polymerase II
Cellular component (GO): nucleus
Molecular function (GO): DNA-binding transcription factor activity, RNA polymerase II-specific; RNA polymerase II cis-regulatory region sequence-specific DNA binding
Source: RefSeq, a predicted model, not a curated record
CAGUUGAUAGUGUAGAAUCAGUGUUGCAGGAUUUUACUGAUUUGAUUGCAUUUGUUGUUAUUAUAAUAAGAAGAUGCCUAAAACCGGGUCCUCGUCUCGCGGCCAGCUGUCUGCCAAGGAGGCGCACGCGCAGAGCUCUGACGACGGUCCCUUCGUCCCCACGGUCACUGCCAUCGCCACGGCGCCUGAUCUGAAGUGGAUGGUCUUGUCCACUGACAUUUCAUCAGUCGGUCCCUGCAGCGGAGACAAGCAGAAGAAGACACACACACCUCAGAAGAAAGGACAUACACCUCAGAAGAAGACACACACCCAUCAGCUGAAGCGAGAACCCGAGACGGGUCACGGGUUCUCGGUGGGCCGGAGGAAAGCACAGAAAGAGCAGCUGUCUCCAGAGGAGGAGGAGAGGAGGAGACUCCGGAGGGAGAGAAACAAACUCGCAGCCGCAAAGUGCAGAAACCGCCGACGCCAACUGACCGACAGCCUGCAGGCCGAGACAGACAGUCUGGAGGAGGAGAAAGCUGCUCUGGAGGCUGAGAUCAGCGGUCUGAUGAAGGAGAAAGAGCAGCUGGAGCUUCUGCUUGUGUCCCACAAACCACACUGCAAAAUCCCCACUGAGAUGGAGGGAGAGGAGAAAAAGGAAGAAGAGAAAGAGGAAAAAGAGGUUUCUGACGAAACAACUCAGAAAAAGUCUCCAGUUCUCCACGUCACAUCAACCUUGACCUCUUCUGUGACUCUAGAAAAGAUGGCCGCCUCUCCUGUUCCUGUCCACCAGGAGCCCGUGAUCUCAGGAGAUUCGGACGUGCUGCUGUGCUCCAGCGCCGAGUUGGAGCCCUACAUCGACAUCAAGGAUGUGGCCAUGGAGGAGCUUGGAUCCAAAAUAGAGUAUGAUGACGAUGACAUGGACCUGCUGGUGCCCGACAUCGACCUGAGCGCCUCGCUGGGCCUGAGCGAGUGGGAGACGCUCUACAUGAGCAUGGGAGGAAGUCUGGAACCACUGACAUUCGAUUUCAAUCAGGCCGAGGAGUGUGAGGGAGGGAAAAUGAAACCUGCAGCUGAAAACUCCACCCUGCUGACUUUAUGA